AUGAAAGGCGACAACGAGCCCGCCGCGGCCGCGGAUCUCUCCUCCCUGAGCCCUCCUGGCUCCGAAAAGCACCACCGCGACGAGGAGCUCGGCAAGCCGGCGGCGCCCGCCUCCCAUGGCGAGGGCGCGAGCGAGUCGACCCGGCGCGGGCUCAAGUCGCGCCACGCGCAGAUGAUUGCCCUCGGCGGCUCCAUCGGCACCGGCCUCUUCGUCGGCUCCGGGCAGGGGCUCAAGAUGGGCGGGCCGGCGUUCCUGCUCGCGUGCUACACCAUCAUCACGCUGCUGCUGUACGGCGUCGCCACGGGCGUCGGCGAGAUCAGCGCGUACCUGCCCGUCCGCGGCUCCGGCGUCGCCUACUACGGCCACCGCUUCGUCUCGCGCAGCCUCGGCUUCACCCUCGGCUGGCUCUACUGGUACAUCUUCUCGCUGGGCAUCGCCGGCGAAAUCACAAUCACCACCAUUGUCAUCCAGUACUGGGAGUCGCCCGUGCCCACGGCCGCCUGGUACACCAUCAUCGCCGUCGUCAUCAUCGCCUGCAACUUCUUCCCCGUGUCCGUGUACGGCGAGGCCGAGUUUUGGUUCGCGUCGACCAAGGUGGUGGCCAUUAUCGGCCUGCUCAUCCUCACCGUCGUCCUCUUCUUUGGCGGCGGCCCGACGCACGAACCCCUCUACUUUACCAACUGGGCGCACCCGGGGCCCAUCAACACGUAUCUCCUCGAGGGUGGCGUCGGCCGCCUGUGCGCUUUUGUCGGCACCCUCACCUUCUCCGUCUACGCCUUCAUCUUUGCGCCCGAGAUGCUCGUCGCCACGGCCGGCGAGAUGCAGUCGCCCCGCCGCAACAUGCCCAAGGCCACCAAGCGCUACUUUUACCGCCUCGUCAUCUUUUACCUGCUGGGCGUGCUGGCCAUUGGCAUCCUCGUCCGCAGCGACAAUGCCGGCCUGCUCUCGCCGGGCAACACGGCGGCCGCCUCGCCGUGGGCGCUGGGCAUCAAGGCCGCCGGCAUCCCGGUGCUCGACUCCAUCAUCAACGCCGUCAUUGUCCUGUCGGCGUGGUCCACCGGCAACUCGUUCCUGUACAUCUCCAGCCGCGCCCUGUACUCGCUCGCGCUCUCGGGCAACGCGCCGCGCAUCUUUGCGCGCUGCACCAAGCACGGCAUCCCCCACUAUGCUACUGCGCUGAGCGCCUGCUUCGCGGCCCUGGCCUACAUGAACCUCGGAAGUACAGGCUCCGUGGUAUUCAACUGGCUCGUCAACAUUGUGAAUACAGGUGCUUUCCAGAGCUGGAUCUGCUGCUGCUUCAUCUAUGUUCGGUUUCACAAGGCCACCGAGCUGCAGAACGUGACGGUUGCCAACGGGCAGCUCCCAUACCGUUCGAGAUUCCAGCCAUAUGCGGCCUGGAUCAGCGGCGUCGUCUUCUUUGUGCUGCUGCUUCUCAACGGGUUCAAAGUAUUCGUCAAGGGCCACUGGGAUACGCCGACGUUCAUCACGUCCUACAUUGGCAUUGUGGUUUUUGCCGUAUUAUACUUUGGACACAAAUUUACCAUUGGACGAAACGAUCCUUGGAUGAUGCCAUUGCACGAAAUCGAUCUUCACUCGGGCAUGGAGGAUGUGAUGGCAGCCGAGUUGCCACCAUCGCCGCCGAUCAAAUGGUACCAAGUGUGGAGGAUCUUGUUUGACUAG
Molecule: messenger RNA, 1680 nt
Organism: Akanthomyces muscarius
Lineage: Eukaryota; Fungi; Ascomycota; Sordariomycetes; Hypocreales; Cordycipitaceae
Exons: 1
Coding region: 1-1680 (559 amino acids)
Biological process (GO): amino acid transmembrane transport
Cellular component (GO): membrane
Molecular function (GO): amino acid transmembrane transporter activity
Source: RefSeq, a predicted model, not a curated record